AUGCCAGACAGGUUGUCGCGUCUGAAGGCGAAGCUGUUACGACGAUCACCAAUCCCAAAAGCGGACGAAGCGGAUCCCGUCCACCCUAUCUCAAACUCUCCCUCUGCUCCGCAGCUUGUCGACUCCAACAAAUCCCCGGCAUAUAGCAUCGUCUCCUCGCCAGAUUGUUCCGAUGCCAUCGGCCCUUCGAGCGAACGCCAACCCCUAUCGCUAGGACCGAACGAACCGGAUUCCACGCCUUAUUCGGACCGACAGCCAACGCCCGAGAACCGUACCUGUACAUCGUCACCUGAAGCGCAUACCUCUUCGCUACAUACUCCCCUCUCGGACCCUUCAUCCCCCCUCGAAACACCUCCGUUCCCAACCCCUCAGCAUUCCGACAGCACCUCCUUCCAGUCCACCCACAAGGUUCAAGCCUCAACGCCAGCUGGGAACCAGUUGACACCCACCCUCAACACCGUUGUUGAGUGGCCUGCAUACGACCGUAGACCUUCUGCGCCCUAUUACACUCCUUCGUCGAGCAAGCGACCUAGCCUUGCGAUCCGCCGUCAAUCUCUUCUGCCAGCGUCACAUCAACACUUGAUUAGUGGUCUGUUGGAGGCGAACAUCUUCUCUGCACUAGGAGACCAGAUUAGCGAUUUUGCUCCCGCCCCUCCACGCGAGAUGAUACAACGUCGGGUUUGGGUCAAACGGCCUGGUGGCUCGGCCACCUUGGUGCCGUGCACGGAGGACGCGGUGGUGGAUGAGCUCCGCGACCAGGUGAUCAUGAAAUAUGUCAAUUCGCUAGGGAGAAGCUUUGACCCGCCGGAUAUCGUGAUCAGAAUAGUGCCACGAGAAGGAUCAAAUCGACAAACCCACCCGGAACGUCUCUUGAGCCCGGAGGAAGUUCUGUCAUCUCUACUCGAUGCUUACUAUCCAGGAGGGCAGAAAAUCGAGGAAGCGUUGAUGAUUGAAGCGCCGACGCGCCGAACACCAAAGCCAUCACCGCGUCAUUCAAUUUACUCCCAUCAUCACUCUGAACCUGGCGAGCAUGGCGAUUACUUCCCCCUCAUGCCCGUCAACCCCACCUCCAGCAGCCCGGCCGCACAUCCGCACCCAGUUCCGGCGGCGGCAGCGAGUGCACCCUCAAUAUCCGUACUCAACACCGGGGUAGUUCCUCCGCUGCCAUCUCCGGGAAAUCGCAGACGGCAUCACCAACGCCCUCCGCUGACGCGACACGCAACGAACUCACCUACGAUUCAUGGCCAUAUUCCCAUCGUUACAGAAACCGGCGUUUCCCCUCACUCUCAGCCUCCUCCAACAACAACCGCUCCUGCUGGUUCAACCCCCCCAGUACCCGCAGCAGAGUCCCCGCAAGUUAAAUCACACACUCCCCCAGCAGUAUCAUCCCCACGCUCUGUCCGCAAAGCCAAAGCGGCAACCUCCCCCGGUGCAGUCUUUGGCGGAUUGAUUGACGGUACCGUUCCCCCAAUUAACGUCCUCAUUGUGGAAGACAACAUCAUCAACCAGAAGCUCCUGGAAGCUUUCAUGAAGAGAUUGAAAGUGCGCUGGAAGUGUGCGGCAAACGGCGAGGAGGCCGUACGGAAAUGGCGACAAGGCGGUUUUCAUUUAGUGUUGAUGGAUAUCCAGCUUCCUGUCAUGAACGGACUAGACGCAACCAAGGAAAUCCGACGUCUUGAGCGCCUCAAUGGCAUUGGUGUCUUCCCCAAGACAGCCUCUGGACGCUCUAGUGUGUCUAGUACAGCUUUGCUGGAUAGAAGACCCGGUCUCCAGCGAACUCUCAGUGAAGGUGACGCUUUGCCAGAUUUAUCACUUUUCCGGAGUCCAGUCAUUAUCGUCGCUCUCACAGCCAGCAGCUUGCAAAGUGAUCGACACGAGGCCUUGGCCGCUGGUUGCAACGAUUUCUUGACCAAGCCUGUUGGUUUCCCUUGGCUAGAGCAGAAGGUGACAGAAUGGGGCUGCAUGCAAGCCCUCAUUGACUUUGAGGGCUGGCGGAAAUGGCGAGGCUUCAUGGAUUCCCCUCGAUCCACCUCCCCAGCCAUUGACACCGCCGCCAGCCCAAUGCAAGGUGGUCACCGCGCCGAACCUGCCCAAAAGGACCCUGUCUCACCGUCCAGCGCUCGCACGGCUUUCAAGAAACAAAACUCAGAUCAGCUUGAACCCAGAGGCGGCCUUCCAGAUUCCGCACAAAUUAUGCGGGAAGAUUCAUGGGGAAGCGGCAGUCCUGAUAGUGUAGAUUCGCCUUCGAGUCUACAAACCGCACCUGGAGACCCUGCGCCAACAAGCGAGGACAGUAGCGCUCCCGAAUAA
Molecule: messenger RNA, 2310 nt
Organism: Penicillium arizonense
Lineage: Eukaryota; Fungi; Ascomycota; Eurotiomycetes; Eurotiales; Aspergillaceae
Product: response regulator
Exons: 2
Coding region: 1-2310 (769 amino acids)
Biological process (GO): osmosensory signaling via phosphorelay pathway
Cellular component (GO): Mcs4 RR-MAPKKK complex
Molecular function (GO): phosphorelay response regulator activity; protein kinase activator activity
Source: RefSeq, a predicted model, not a curated record